GGCCUGGCCGCCAGGCCCUCCCUCCUGCUUCCUCUCCCGAGGGCUGUCCUGGCAGAGGCCCCCCUCGCUCUUUCUGGCGGGAACAGGGCCAGCAGCGAAAGAACAGUCGCAGAGGGAAAGCGGGAAAGAGAUGGGGGAAAGUGUGUGUGUGUGAGUGUGCGCUUGUGUGCCUGUGUGUGCGUGUGUGUGUCAAGGAAAAAAGCUCGCAGUCCAGCAGCCCGGGCCUGGGAGGCUUGUGAGCUGGGCCUUUCGUAAUUGUCCCCUCCCCGCGGCCCCCUCCCCCAGGCCUCCCCCCUCUCCUGCCCUCCCGCCCGCCCUCUCUCCCUCCCUCCUUCCCUCGCAGCCGACGAGGCAGCAAUUAGGCUUGGGGGAUAAAACGAGGUGCGGAGAGCGGGCUGGGGCAUUUCUCCCCGAGAUGGCGGGUCUGACGGCGGCGGCCCCGCGGCCCGGAGUCCUCCUGCUCCUGCUGUCCAUCCUCCACCCCUCUCGGCCUGGAGGAGUCCCUGGGGCCAUUCCUGGUGGAGUUCCUGGAGGAGUCUAUUAUCCAGGGGCUGGUCUCGGAGGCCUUGGAGGAGGAGCGCUGGGGCCUGGAGGCAAACCUCUCAAGCCAGGUCCCGGAGGGCUUGCGGGCACUGGCCUUGGGGCAGGGCUUGGCGCCUUCCCUGCAGGUGCCUUUCCGGGGGCUCUGGUGCCUGGCGGAGUGGCUGAUGCUGCUGCAGCUUACAAAGCUGCCAAGGCUGGCGCUGGGCUCGGUGGUGUCCCAGGAGUUGGUGGCAUUGGUGGUGUUGGCGGUGUUGGUGGCUUAGGAGUGUCUACAGGUGCGGUGGUUCCUCAGCCUGGAGCCGGAGUGAAGCCUGGGAAAGUGCCGGGUGUGGGGCUGCCAGGUGUAUACCCAGGUGGAGUGCUCCCAGGCACAGGAGCUCGGUUCCCCGGUGUGGGGGUGCUCCCUGGAGUUCCCACCGGAGCAGGAGUUAAGCCCAAGGCUCCAGGUGUAGGUGGAGCUUUUGCUGGAAUCCCAGGAGUUGGACCCUUUGGGGUACAGCAACCUGGAGUCCCACUGGGGUACCCCAUCAAGGCCCCCAAGCUGCCCGGUGGCUAUGGACUGCCCUACAGCACAGGGAAACUACCUUACGGCUAUGGGCCCGGAGGAGUGGCUGGUGCAGCGGGCAAGGCUGGUUACCCAACCGGGACAGGGGUUGGCCCCCAGGCAGCAGCAGCAGCGGCAGCUAAAGCGGCAGCAAAGUUGGGUGCUGGAGUCCUCCCUGGUGUUGGAGUGGGCGGUGUUCCUGGUGUGCCUGGGGCAAUUCCUGGAAUUGGAGGCAUCGCAGGUGCUGGGACUCCAGCUGCAGCUGCAGCUGCAGCAGCAGCCGCUAAGGCAGCCAAGUACGGAGCUGCUGCAGGCUUAGUGCCUGGUGGGCCAGGCUUUGGCCCGGGAGUAGUUGGUGUCCCAGGAGCUGGCAUUCCAGGUGUUGGUGUCCCAGGAGCUGGCAUUCCAGGUGUUGGUGUCCCAGGAGCUGGCAUUCCAGUUGUCCCAGGUGCUGGGGUUCCAGGGGCUGUGUCACCGGCUGCAGCUGCUAAGGCAGCUGCGAAGGCAGCCAAAUACGGGGCCAGGGCCGGAGUCGGAGUUGGAGGCAUUCCUACUUUUGGGGUUGGAGCUGGGGGCUUUCCCGGCUAUGGUGUCGGAGUCGGAGGCAUCCCCGGAGUCGGAGGUGUUCCCGGAGUCGGAGGUGUCCCGGGAGUUGGCAUUUCCCCUGAAGCUCAGGCAGCAGCUGCCGCCAAGGCUGCCAAGUACGGUGCUGCAGGAGCAGGAGUGCUGGGUGGGUUGGUGCCAGGUGCCGGAGGCGUAGUCCCAGGUGUGCCGGGCGUGGGAGGAGUGCCAGGAGUGGGGACCCCAGCAGCUGCAGCUGCUAAAGCAGCCGCCAAAGCCGCCCAGUUUGGGUUAGUUCCUGGUGUCGGCGUGGCUCCUGGCGUUGGCGUGGCUCCUGGAGUUGGCGUGGCUCCUGGCGUUGGCGUGGCUCCUGGCGUUGGCGUGGCUCCUGGCGUUGGCGUGGCUCCUGGUGUUGGUGUGGCUCCUGGCGUUGGCGUGGCUCCUGGCGUUGGCAUCGGCCCUGGUGGAGUUGCAGGAGUGGGAGCCCCAGCGGCAGCGAAAUCUGCUGCCAAGGCAGCCGCCAAAGCCCAGCUCCGAGCUGCAGCUGGGCUUGGUGCUGUUCCUGGACUUGGAGUUGGUGCUGUUCCUGGACUUGGAGUUGGUGUCGGCGUCCCUGGACUUGGAGUUGGUGCUGGUGUUCCUGGCUUCGGGGCAGUACCUGGAGCCCUGGCUGCCGCUAAAGCAGCCAAAUAUGGAGCAGGAGUGCCUGGGGCCCUUGGAGGGGUCGGGGCUCUUGGUGGAGUAGGCAUCCCAGGCGGUGUGGUGGGAGCCGGACCCGCCGCCGCUGCUGCUGCAGCCAAAGCUGCUGCCAAAGCCGCCCAGUUUGGCCUAGGGGGACCUGCUGGACUCGGAGUCGGAGGACUCGGAGUCGGAGGGCUUGGAGUCGUCCCAGGUGUUGGGGGCCUUGGAGGUGUGUCUCCAGCUGCAGCCGCCAAAGCAGCUAAAUACGGUGCUGCUGGCCUUGGAGGUGUCCUAGGGGGUGCCGGGCAGUUCCCACUUGGAGGAGUGGCAGCGAGACCCGGCUUCGGAUUGUCUCCCAUUUUCCCAGGAAAACCCCCCAAGCCCUUUGGAGGGGCCCUAGGAGCCCUGGGAUACCAAGGUGCGGCCUGCCUGGGGAAAUCUUGUGGCCGGAAGAGAAAAUGAGCUUCCCAGGACCCCUGACUCACGACCUCAUCAACGUUGGUGCUACUGCUUGGUGGAGAAUGUAAACCCUUUGUAACCCCAUCCCAUGCCCCUCCGACUCCCCACCCCAGGAGGGAACGGGCAGGCCGGGCGGCCUUGCAGAUCCACAGGGCAAGGAAAUAAGAGGGGAGCGGCCAAGUGCCCCGACCAGGAGGCCCCCUACUUCAGAGGCAAGGGCUGUGUGGUCCUGGCCCCCGACCCCAUCCCUUCCCACCUAGGAGCUCCCCCUCCACACAGCCUCCAUCUCCAGGGAAACUUGGUGCUACACGCUGGUGCUCUUAUCUUCCUGGGGGGAGGGAGGAGGGAAGGAUGGCCCCUCGGGGAACCCCCUCCCUGGGACUCCUCUAAAGAUGGUGCAGACACUUCCUGGGCAGUCCCAGCUCCCCCUGCCCACCAGGACCCACCCUUGGCUGCCGUCCAGUUGGUACCCAAGCACCUGAAGCCUCAAAGCUGGAUUCGCCCAUAGCAUCCCUCCUCUCCUGCGUCCACUUGGCCGUCUCCUCCCCACCGAUCGCUGUUCCCCACAUCUGGGGCACCUUUGGGUUGGAAAACCACCCCACACUGGGAAUAGCCACCUUGCUCUUGUGGAAUCCAUCCGCCCAUCCGUCCAUUCACCCAUCCGUCCAUCCAUCCAUGUCCCCAUUGACCGCCCGGCACCACUAGCUGGCUGGGUGCACCCACCAUCAACCUGGUUGACCUGUCAUGGCAGCCUGUGCCCUGCCUCCACCCCCAUCCUACACUCCCCCAGGGUGUGCAGGGCUGUGCAGACUGGGGUGCUAGGCAUCUCCUCCCCACCUGGGGUGUCCCCACAUGCAGUACUGUAUCCCCCUCAUCCCUCCCUCGGUCCACUGAACUUCAGAGCAGUUCCCACUCCUGCCCCGCCCAUCUUUUUGUGUCUCGCUGUGAUAGAUCAAUAAAUAUUUUAUUUUUUGUCCUGGAUAUUUGGGGAUUAUUUUUGAUUGUUGAUGUUCUCUUUUGGUUUUAUUUUUGUGGUUCAUUGAAAAAAAGAGAAAUUUUUUUUUCUGAUUGGGGGAGCUGUAUCCCCAGUAGAAAAGUCAUUUUAAUCACUCUGAUAUAACUCUGGAUGAAACACACCUUUUUUUUUUUAACAAGAAAAGAGAAUUAACUGCUUCAGAAAUGACUAAUAAAUGAAAACCUUUAAAGGAAA
Messenger RNA from Cercocebus atys (sooty mangabey), 3998 nucleotides. It is a transcript of the gene ELN, whose product is annotated as elastin. NCBI's taxonomy places the organism in Eukaryota, Metazoa, Chordata, Mammalia, Primates, Cercopithecidae. The transcript is spliced from 35 exons. The record is from RefSeq and is a predicted model, not a curated record. The coding region runs from base 416 to 2791 and encodes 791 amino acids. Gene Ontology annotation, molecular function: transferase activity; extracellular matrix structural constituent.